Melampsora larici-populina 98AG31 is the source of this 1062-nucleotide messenger RNA. RefSeq lists its product as uncharacterized. NCBI's taxonomy places the organism in Eukaryota, Fungi, Basidiomycota, Pucciniomycetes, Pucciniales, Melampsoraceae. The record is from RefSeq and is a predicted model, not a curated record. Gene Ontology annotation, cellular component: cytoplasm. The transcript is spliced from 9 exons. Gene Ontology annotation, biological process: peptidyl-serine dephosphorylation; G1/S transition of mitotic cell cycle. Gene Ontology annotation, molecular function: protein serine/threonine phosphatase activity. The coding region runs from base 1 to 1062 and encodes 353 amino acids.
AUGCACUCGGAUUCCAUAUGUACGCUCGCAAUUAUUCCCCCUUCGAAUUCUCUGAUUGAGACACCGAACCGUCAUCUUCCCACUCAUCAGUCAACUUCCUUCUUCCGACAUCCAGGGGCCGAAAUGAUAGAUUUAGAUGAUGCUAUCGACAAGCUAAGAAAAUGUCAACAUCUACCUGAGCAUGAUAUCAAAUGUUUGUGCGACAUUGUGCGAUCUAUUCUGAUGGAAGAGUCCAACGUCCAGCCGGUCGCCUCUCCCGUGACGGUCUGCGGUGAUAUCCACGGCCAGUUAUGGGACAUGAUUGAGAUGUUUCGGGUCGGAGGACAGCCGGGCGAAACUAAUUAUGUUUUGAUGGGGGAUUUUGUCGAUCGCGGCCAUUUCUCUUUGGAGACUUUUUCGUUGUUAUUGACAUAUAAAGCAAGGUAUCCGGACAGAAUCACCUUGCUUCGUGGCAACCACGAAUCCCGCUCAAUAACACAGGUGUAUGGCUUCUAUGAUGAAUGCCACCGGAAGUAUGGUAACGCUAACGUUUGGAAGGCCUGCUGUAAUGUAUUUGACUGCCUGAAUUUGGCCGCGAUAAUCGACUCCACGAUAUUAUGUGUGCACGGCGGCCUUUCCCCCGAGAUUCGUACACUCGAUCAGAUCAGAGUACUAAGCCGGGCGCAAGAAAUACCGCACGCGGGUGCUUUUUGUGACCUGAUGUGGUCUGACCCAGAUGACAUCGUGGGUGGUAACUGGUCGGUUUCCCCCCGAGGCGCAGGUUGGCUGUUUGGUGCGAAGAUUGCUCAGGAAUUCAACCAUGCCAACGCUAUUGGCUUAAUCGCUCGAGCCCAUCAACUGGUGCAGGAAGGGUACAAGUACAUGUUUGCACCCGAGGACAACCUAGUCACGGUCUGGUCCGCACCGAAUUAUUGCUAUCGUUGUGGUAACGUGGCUAGUGUUAUGUGCGUGGAUGCAGGCGGAGCUGUCAACAAGCAAACAAGUUUUAAACUUUUCACGGCGGUGCCCAACCAGACUCGUGUACCCACGGACAAAGCAGGAACAUCACAAUAUUUUCUGUAG